CCUCACGUUCUCUCACCCCCGAUUUUGCAGACUCUGGUGAAAAGUUGCGGCUCAGCAUCAACGACUUCCUAACCCUCAACAGCACCCACCCCCGCCCAGUCGACCGCACCACGACGUCAAGAUGGCUACCGAGUUGACCGUCCAGUCCGAGAGGGCUUUCCAGAAGCAGAAGGGUAUCUUCCUUAACCAGAAGACCAAGGCGAAGUCUGCUCGCCCCGGCAAGAGCGGCCGCAGAUGGUACAAGGACGUUGGUCUGGGUUUCCGUACCCCCGCCACUGCCAUUGAGGGCUCCUACAUCGACAAGAAGUGCCCCUUCACCGGCCAGGUCUCUAUCCGCGGUCGUAUCCUUACCGGCACCGUCGUUUCCACCAAGAUGCACCGCACCCUCAUCAUCCGCAGAGAAUACCUUCACUACAUCCCCAAGUACGCCCGUUACGAGAAGCGCCACAAGAACCUCGCCGCCCACGUUUCCCCCGCUUUCCGUGUCGAGGAGGGUGAUCAGGUCACCGUUGGCCAGUGCAGACCCCUCAGCAAGACUGUCCGCUUCAACGUCCUGCGCGUCCUUCCCCGCACCGGCAAGGCUGUCAAGUCCUUCAGCAAGUUCUAAAUCGGCUCAUUGGCAUUUACGGCGUGACUGCGGUGUGGGUUCUUCAUUACAUACCGGAUGGGAGGUCAUCAGGGAAACUGCAUCCACAUGAUUGUGUUAUAGAUGCAGAAUCAGAGACCAAAAUGAAUUCGAUCAGCCAAGCCACGUGGUUGUGAUCUAGAGAUUCUUCUCUGGCUGUCUUGGGCACACGAUGGGCUUGUGAUUUUUGCGGGAACGGAAAACUGCGAUACGCCUCGGGUCAAAUGAACGAAAAAAAAUGAUUAGGAUGGGUUGACUGUGCCACUGUAGACUCCUCGGUGAUCCAGUGACAUGCUGUUCCUGUGCCCCAUUCGACUCUGUCACAACGUCCCGUAUAACGACGGUCUUUUGGACCAAGACGUUGAGAGCUGUCAUAAAUGGAAGCCUCAGCUCGAUAAUGAUCACAAAACAAGUCCAUGUCCAAAUUAGUACCAGCACAUUUAUUCACGGAGUAAUGCCAAAUACGUAGAGGGAGACGC
Molecule: messenger RNA, 1104 nt
Organism: Colletotrichum scovillei
Lineage: Eukaryota; Fungi; Ascomycota; Sordariomycetes; Glomerellales; Glomerellaceae
Product: ribosomal protein S17
Exons: 3
Coding region: 122-607 (161 amino acids)
Biological process (GO): translation
Cellular component (GO): ribosome; cytosolic small ribosomal subunit
Molecular function (GO): structural constituent of ribosome
Source: RefSeq, a predicted model, not a curated record